AUGCAGUUGUUUCAAAACGUAGCAGAAUGCAAGGUUCCAGAGACACCAUACGCGAAGAAUAUCGAGCGGGGUCUGAAAGCCACGUUGGCGCUUUGGAACGAAACGAAUGAAAUGAAGAUGCGGUUUGUCAGCAGUGAAAACGAUGAUAUCGACAUGGCGGUGGAUCGAAAGGAGGGAACCUUGAACGUUCACCAGAGAUGGCUGAAGUAUGAAGAAAUGCACCAGAAGCAUCGAUGCAGGGAGCUGGUUCUGAGCGAUUGUUUCGUUUGUGACCAUAUCAUUGAAGAAAUGACCAGAAUUAUUUUGGGUGCCAUAUACAGACUCACUGUGCGCGACCAGGAAGGGGUUUUACGUGGUGUAAGGAACCACCUUCGGUGGAUGCCACGCGAUAUUUGCGCUCGACAAGGCAACCAGCCCGGAUGCCUACAAGUGAGCUGGCGAGAUGGUGAGUUGGAGUCCAUUUCAAGACUAGUUGGAUCAGAGUUGGAACAUCAUGUCGUCCUGCACGAGGAGCGAUGUGCAAGUUUGAUGACAGAACUGCUACACGGGGAACCAGGUUCGUUGUUGCUGUUGGAUAACUUCAAACAAUAA
This is a messenger RNA of Talaromyces rugulosus, 591 nucleotides long. RefSeq lists its product as uncharacterized. The record is from RefSeq and is a predicted model, not a curated record. NCBI's taxonomy places the organism in Eukaryota, Fungi, Ascomycota, Eurotiomycetes, Eurotiales, Trichocomaceae. Bases 1 to 591 code for a protein of 196 amino acids. The transcript has a single exon.